Aphanomyces invadans is the source of this 510-nucleotide messenger RNA. RefSeq lists its product as hypothetical. The record is from RefSeq and is a predicted model, not a curated record. The coding region runs from base 1 to 510 and encodes 169 amino acids. The transcript has 4 exons. NCBI's taxonomy places the organism in Eukaryota, Oomycota, Saprolegniomycetes, Saprolegniales, Verrucalvaceae.
AUGAGAAGCAUCCAUGUGAAGCCAUCACAGCAAUCUGCUGCCGCAGGCGGCACGGAAGAGGAAUACAUCGAGCGUGAUCAGCUCCUGCAGGGCAUCGUUGACUUGAUUGAUGCCGCAGCUACAAAGAAGAAGGCGUUAAAGCAAGUUCAAGAUAAGCGAGAGACCGAUGGCCACCUCGUCCGUGAGGCGGCGCUCGUGAGUUUGAAAAGAAAAGCUGUCGACGACGAAGUGUCGCCACUAAAGGGGGCGGAGGCGAACGAAAAACGACUCAUUACUGCAGUGAAAGAGGCUGCCUCUGUGGUUGCCACGUUUACCGAGAUGAUGCUGGAAUCAAACAAAAUCAAUGCAGAAGAAGUUGCGACCAAGAAGGAAGAAAUCAUGCUCGCCCAGCAGAGGUUGGAACUCGAACGCGCACGAUAUGAACUUGACAAGGCUGAGCGUGAAGCCCGUUUUGCAGUUGAAAAGGAGCGCGAGCAUCGUGGAAAAUUGUACUUCAUGGACGCGAUGUAA